Molecule: messenger RNA, 885 nt
Organism: Drosophila busckii
Lineage: Eukaryota; Metazoa; Arthropoda; Insecta; Diptera; Drosophilidae
Product: RNA polymerase-associated protein LEO1
Exons: 2
Coding region: 123-776 (217 amino acids)
Biological process (GO): transcription elongation by RNA polymerase II; positive regulation of transcription elongation by RNA polymerase II
Cellular component (GO): nucleus; Cdc73/Paf1 complex
Molecular function (GO): RNA polymerase II C-terminal domain phosphoserine binding
Source: RefSeq, a predicted model, not a curated record
CAGCUUAUCAAGAUAAUUCGAUGCAGUAAUACUGCAAUCAAAAAGAAUUAAUCGAACUGCUAUUAACGUUUUGCAACACUGCACAAUAGAGUUUGCCAAACUAAAAUCAUUUUUUCAUUACAAUGUCCAACGACAGCAUCGAGCCGAAGUACCAAGUUACAAAGAAAGCGCCAAUGCGCCGCUCACGUGCUGCUUGCCACAAGAGCAGCGACAGCGACGACUGCGUAAAGCCUCCAACUGCAUCUAUUGCUACUAAGAGUGCUGAGUUGCCAAAAAAGAUGAGUGCUGCGCAACGCGCUAGAAAUCACUACCAUGAAAUCUGCGGGCAAUUCAGACUUGAAUUAAAACAAAAGUUAAACUGCGAAUAUUUUGUGGAAUUGCCAGCUAUUCGAAACUCACUAGCUAAGGCGCAGCCCAAGUGCUUGCGUAUACCAAAGUUUCUUCAAUUCGAAGAACAGGCUUAUGACCCGGAAACCUAUCAAAGCAAGCCGACUGGACACAAGCCAAAUACCACUGUGCGUUGGUGUCAUUCUAAGGACACUGCAAGCGGCAAGCUCAUUGCGCAGUCAAACGCUUUUUUGGUUACCUGGGAGGAUAAGACACAAACCUUGCAUGUGGGCGAUGAAGUUUUUGAAUUGGACUCGCGCAAACUGGAGCCAGUUAAAAAUCAUUGGUAUUUGCGCUUCGACGCUUACUAUCAGCGGCUUUGUGGCAUCAACGAGCAGAUUACAUUGCGCACUCAGCCAGAGUUAAGCCAAAGCGAGGUCAACAAAUGAAUAACUACAGCUUAAUUCAAUGAAUGUCAAACUCUAUGAUCAAUAUUAUAAAGUGCCUGCAGCUAGAAACUGUUGUACUUUCAUAGAAAACAUCAAAUAAAUUCCAAUG